AUGAUUGAGCAACAUUCGUCAACUUGCCAGUCGAUCUUUACGGCACACGAGCUGGGAAUCCUCAGAGCAGCAAUUCUCGACAGUUCACGACAUCACCGCAAAUUGCGUGACGACCAGUUGUCUGAAAACUUUGAGAAAAUAAGUCCACCAAAGCAGCCCUCCGCUGACGGCGUCUUGGUUCACAACUUGUCCUCCCAUCGUUUUACUCAACAACAACUAGCGGUUAUAUCCUAUGACGCAAAGUUCAGCACAAGAGAUGCUCAACCAGGAGACUUUAUUGCAUCCUUUGAAUCGGCGCUCCAGAAGUGUGAGGCAAGCGAGGAGUGCAAAAACGUCAUGCGACAACAAGUGUCGACCUUGCUCCUCCGACACAAACGCCAGAUGACGGUUUCUAAUGCAAAAGAUCGAGAACUUCUGAAAAUUCGAAAACUAGAGGAUAUCGUUACCCUACACGCUGGCAAGGGGAGCUGGACUGUCGUCAUGAAUAAGGCUGAGUACUGCAAAAAACGGGGCAACCUCUUGAUGGACAAGGAAGCUUAUGCGCCAUCGGCUGUCAGCGAGUUCAAAAAGCUCGUAAACAGCAUAAACAAGACGAUCGGCUAG
Molecule: messenger RNA, 603 nt
Organism: Spirometra erinaceieuropaei
Lineage: Eukaryota; Metazoa; Platyhelminthes; Cestoda; Diphyllobothriidea; Diphyllobothriidae
Source: the annotation of a GenBank genome assembly